CCUCACUUUUUUAGAAACUUCAUGCCUUGAUCGAUUUUUUCACCCAGGUGCGUAAGCGGGAACUCAAUGUAAGGCGUAUGCCAGGCGUCUUACCUUGCCGUGAUUUACGCAAAGUCACUUAGCAGUGCGGCAUUAGUUUUGAUUUUGUUUAAUCAAAGUGCUUUUGCUCAUUUUCUUAGUCGUACAAUGUGCAUACCCACGCAAACAUAGCGGCCUGGCGCGAGCAGACGACAGCAAAAGUGCGGCGCAGAUGGGGUAGCUGGUAGCGCCAUAAGGCUCGUAGUGGCAGAAAUAUGAGCUAGAACAGGCGCGCUGGCGUUCUGCUCGCUGGUCAGGUCGGUAGUACAGUAGGUCGCGGUGCUGGCUGGAGCCCACACCAUCUCGUGCACGCGUUCGAAUCUUCCGAGUCACAAGACGUGGAGCGCAGCGCUCAGCCAUCGGGGACACCGGCCGGACGCCUGUCACAUGUCUGCAAACGAGAUGGAAAUUCAAAUCCUGAGUGAUGACGGUGGCGUAAAAAAAAAGAUAACUAAACCAGGGUCAGGGCCCGUUGUCCCUCAACAUGCCACUGUGACAUUCCAUUACAACGCCUACGUGCAAGCAAGCUGGACCGAGCGGAUCGACUCGACAUGGAUGCGGAACACUCCCCACAGCUGCACCCUGGAAGAACUAGGGAUUCUCGGCUUGAAGAUAAUUAUCCACAGUAUGCGACGUGGCGAAGAAUGCCAGGCCACGAUCGCGCCUAAGUAUGGAUUCGGAGCGCAGGGCUGCCGCCCUCGCAUCCCACCAAACGCCACACUCUUUUACGAGCUGGCCUUAAUAGACUUCUUCGAGAUGGAGGACGACGGCGGCGUGAACGGAUUGGACAUCGACUCCACACAACUACCUUUCGACACUCUCCUUAGGAUCUGUUUUCGGAAAUAUCGCAACGGCAACCGCUUCUACGUGGCCAACAGCUACACGGCUGCAGAACGCUCCUACGCGGCGGCCGCCAAGUUCCUCGAGUCGGCGCCGGAUCCAGCCGAUGUUAAGUACAGCAAUAAAAGGCGUGAGCUGCUUCUGAACCUGUAUUCAAACCAAGCACAGUGCGCCUUGCGCAUGCACAAUCCCAAGCUGGCCGUCAUGACCUCCCGGCGCGCUCUGCUGCUGGACCCCACUAACGCGAAGGCACUGCACCGGUGCGCUGUGGGACUGCGCAUGCUCGGCCAGUACGAGGAGGCAGCUCGCUUGCAGCGACGCGCCCUCGCUCUGAAGCCGCAGUCCGUGCGCAUCGAGAAAGAGCUCGUGUUGCUCGAGGGUGGCCUUGCCAAACUGGAGCGAGACUACGAAGAUCCAGACGGGACUUGGGAGGCGCUGGAUUUGAACAAGGCGUCUCAGCGCUUGUCCAUCGAACAGGCCGUGGAACCGGCCACCAGGAGCCUGAUUCGCCGGGCCUUGGAAGCACUGACUAUGGCAAAGCCGGGCACGGAAAUCUCUUUCGUGAAUAUCUUCAGCCAAGACGAUCUCACUUACAUCCACAUGAUCUGUUACGACCUAAGGCUUCCGUGUUACGACGUCCAGGGUGGCCUCCUAGCGCGCCGCCCUUCAUUGUGAGCUCGCUCCACCUUUGCACAGCCACAAGUGUCGGCUCCGCCAGCAAAACAUGGCAGCCGUGGUUCUUCUAAAUAAAUUCAAGCAGCCAA
Messenger RNA from Dermacentor silvarum, 1682 nucleotides. Its product is annotated as inactive peptidyl-prolyl cis-trans isomerase FKBP6-like. The transcript has 6 exons. The record is from RefSeq and is a predicted model, not a curated record. Gene Ontology annotation, molecular function: protein binding; peptidyl-prolyl cis-trans isomerase activity. Lineage: Eukaryota; Metazoa; Arthropoda; Arachnida; Ixodida; Ixodidae. Bases 466 to 1593 code for a protein of 375 amino acids.